Messenger RNA from Ostrea edulis (European flat oyster), 5579 nucleotides. RefSeq names its product TNFAIP3-interacting protein 1-like. The coding region runs from base 347 to 2569 and encodes 740 amino acids. The record is from RefSeq and is a predicted model, not a curated record. The transcript has 17 exons. Gene Ontology annotation, biological process: regulation of transcription by RNA polymerase II; cellular response to lipopolysaccharide. NCBI's taxonomy places the organism in Eukaryota, Metazoa, Mollusca, Bivalvia, Ostreida, Ostreidae.
UUCCCUAUUAUUCCGCAUUUUAGAUCGUUCGUAUUCUUAUUUCUUCUUUCUACAUGUCUAUCUUCUAACAUAGUAAGUAAACCUGUUUUGUUACAUCUUUUUAGAAAAAUAUAUCUUAUUUUAACCUUCAGUUUUAUUCCCGAUGAGUUUUCAAUAAAAUGUAACUAUUUUCGUUUUCGCACAUUUUUUAUUACGUCGUUUGAGGAAAUAACUCGUUUGUCCAAUAAAAAUUUGAAUGGAAAACCGUAAAAUUACGACCUGUUUACAUUUCUUCAAUAGUUUAUAUACAACACUGAUAAUGAUGUGCUAGACACCAUGCUUGUUCCAGGGAUAUCAAGCAGCGAGAAUGUCCCAUCAUGCCACUCAAACCUCCCUACCCCUCUCUAAUAAUGUUCACGAACUCCGGCAACUCCAAGAGGAAAACCAGCUGUUACACGGAAAAAUUCGAGGAUAUGUAACUUUAGGAAAUUUGCUACUUGAGAAAAAAGAAGAGUGUCAAACACUUCAGGAGGAAAAUAAAGCUCUCCGUGAGAAGUUAGAAUCGAUACAAAAAACCAGCCAAUCAUCAUCUGACGUAAUGGAAAACGAAAUAGAGAAGCAGCAGACGGUUUCUACAAAGGACAAAAACCAAACCGCCACCCCAGGUAACGUCAUCCAACACAACCGCGUUACGGAACAUUUCCCCAGCUACAUUCACAAUCAGACAGCAACACUCGCCUCACUCCCAGAAGAUGAUCCCACACAAGCUAAGCCCGUUCUGGAUGACAAGAUGCCAACACAAGAGUCGCUAGAAUUCGAGAACCAUUCGACAAAAAAUCGAAGUACACGCACCUCGGAAUCAGCUUCCAGUUUUGAGAGGAUAGACCCUACCCCUUCAGGAUCACUUUUCGAAAUCAUUCCCAAUCAGGCCCAAAUGUCAGACAACUUAAACCGCCAGCUCUCAACGAAGGUCAACUAUAGUUCCAGUAAUAGCUUCAAUUUGAUGGAGUUUCCAUCAGUAACUGAGGCAAAUCAGGUCAUUAGCAGCCCCCAGGAAGAACUUUUUGAUCCACUGAUCGUUCAAAACUCAAAUGAAGCCCCAAAAGAAGAAGAAACCAUUCUGAGUAUCAAGGUAAGCCAGGUAGCGGUUGCCAUGGAUCUGACCACAGAUGGCCCCGCCGAGAAGAUGAGAAAAUUUUUGGAGGAGCUUGUACCAGAAAUAGAAAAACAAGAAGAGGAUACCAAAAAGUUCAAGACAUGCAAUUUAGCUCUGAAAGAGGAAUUGGAACUGCAAAAGUCUCAGAAUCGUCGUCUGCUGCAAAAAAUCCAACAACUGGAGCAUCAGGUCAACAACCUGAGUCCCUCCUCCUCUCUGUCCUCACAGACACAGGUUCUGGACUGGGAACAGCACAGACAUACAGAGACACAGAAAAUAGAAAAUGGAAGAGUCAGUGGAAGAGAACAGGAAACUAUUGAAAAAUAUCAGAAAGAGAUCCAGAAAUGGCGAGACUUAUUCAGCCAGUGGACGAGGGACAAAGAAAAGUUGAAGGCAGAGACUGACCAACUGAAGGAGGAGAUCACAAGCUAUAAGUCUCAGGACCAGAAACGACAGGAGGAAUUCGACAAGAUCCUUUUGAACGCAAAAGAAAGAACUACAGAAGCAGAGGCUAGACGAGAAGAUUUACAGCAAAGACUAGACAGACAGGUCAUAAGAGUGGAGGCUUUAGAGGCAGAGAUUUAUCAAGACAAGGAAGUCAUCACCAGACUCAACAGGGAAAAAAGUGCUCUAGAAGCUGAGGUCACUGUCCUAAGGGGGACGGGAAGUACCAGUGGAUUGAUUGGUCUAACUGAGGGCCCCAGUAGAGAAGACCUGAAACAGGAAAACGCAGUCCUCAGGGAACAGUUGACAGUUUUUAAAGAAGACUUUGAUAGAGAAAGAAGUGAUCGUGCUCAUGCUCAGUCUGUUAAGGACGAUCUCAGGAAACAAAUGGAAGCUGACCAAAGGAAAGUUAGGACUCUACAAGAUCAGCUGAAGGGGUUUGAGAGACAGCUUCGCAGUGCAGAAAAAAAUGUGAAACAAACCAUGACAGAAAAUGUACAACUGCAUUCAGAAAAUCAAAAGCUUAAGAAAGAGCUUCAGCGUGAGAAGGAGGUCAACAGCCAGCAGCAGUACUACCACCAGAUGACCAGUCGCCCGCCCAUGGGGGAGUAUCUCAACCCCUAUAGAGGUCAGCCAGAGUCGGACCCAAUGGCACAGCCUGUAGCCCCAUACUUGUUCCAAACAGGACGACAUCAGAACGCAUCGACUGAGUACUCACGACCCCAAAUGACAAACAAAGCCCAGCUGUGUCCGGAGCAGCUUCCCGGGGCCUGGAACUGUCCAAAUUGUACUUACACAAACCAUCCCUCUCGGACUGUCUGUGAAAUUUGUGGCAGUGUGUUCACCAGAGAACAACUUCAGAACUUCUACCAGCAGAAUGCAAAUCAAUCCCAGCACUUGAUGGCGCGAGGAGACACGAUGACGCCCGUGGGAGAGGAUCCACCAGAUCUCUGUACUGACUCCGGACUGAAGCCAGUCAACUGUCAUUAGUGUAAGCCAUUAAUUAUCAAUAGUCCACGUAGAACUAACCCCACAUAGUGGCAAGACAGGGUCAUGCCUCAGUCUGUUUUGAAACUGAACAAUAGUCUGUCGUGCAGUUGUUACACAAAAAAUACCAUGACGCGAACCCGCUCUGUGGCUUUUGUUUGGGUUAAUACCUGCACAAGAAUUUCUCAAUCCAAGAAAUGUGAUAAUGAUGUCAGUUUCACUUCUGUCAAUAUCAUGUUUCUUGGAUUGAUACUGUAAAAGUGUUUAUUUACAGGUGGGGUAAUUUUACAUUAAUUACAUGGUCACAUGUAUAGUUAUAUAUAUUUGAUAUAAUAUCUAUUAUAUUCAGUUGCCGCAUAUUUCCCCCCCACACGAAAUGUUGGAUGUGGAAAAACGUGUACUUAACCCCCAGUGUCAAUAACCACUUUUACAGUAAAUCCUUAUGUUUAACCAAAACAAAUGUAAUUUUGUACAGUAUUUUGUUGUAUGAUGAUAUUAUAAGAAAGUCUAAAUUAAAGCAUUACUUGAAGCACUUGCUUCUUCAUGUUAUCCCAUGAUAUCCCAAUGCCACGAAGCAGCUAUCCCAAUGUGCAAUAAUAUCAAUGUCACAACACCAUUCAAACCAGUUACGAACAAGAAAGCAGUCAUGUUUAGUUCGUAGGAACAUGUGAGGGUGAUAUAACAAUCCAAAGAUGUAAACAAAACAAAAUUUGGGCUGAUCACAUGGGAUUGCACAGGUAUUAUGGGAAUUUGUGAAUAUAAAUUUCUUGGGUACAGCCAAUGAAAUUACAGCAUAUUACCCAGUCAUAAAAGUGUGCGUUGUGUUUCGGUAAAAGAUUGACCUCACUUUGAAAUUUUCUUUGUUGCAGAUUCUUCAAAUUAUUACAUACAGCCAGUUUGACAAUACAAAUGACAGUUGAGUGUCUUCUGCUGUUCCUCCAUCUGUGAAGAGACUAACACCAGUCACUCCAAAUAACCAACACUUUAAUCUCAGUAUGUUUUGGAAGUACCAAAUAUUUCAAUGUCAAGCUCAAAAAGCUUGCCAUUGAAAUAUUUUGUACUUCCAAAAUCACUGAGAUUAAAAAAAAACUCCAAUCAAAUAUUACCCCAAAUAUUUGAACUUUCUAUUUUGGCCCAUUCGGCAUGAUGGAGGUAUAGUGAUUAUGGGUGUCUGUGGCAGUUUAUGAUUUCUGUCUGAAGAUCACGUUUGGAUAUGUUAUUGUACAGAGAGGAGACCACCAUGGACUCAGAGUUAAGAGAAAUUGUUGGAAAUUGUUUGUAUAACUUUCAGACCACGGCAGACAAAUGGAUAACAUGGCGAGAUGUGAGAAACUGCUAGUGUAAUAUUUAGACAUAGAAAGGAAAAUGGAUAGGACGAAAUUGACGUGAUGUGAGAAAUUCCUGUUGUAACAUUCGGAUCAUGAGAGGUGUAAGGAUCGCGUGGGACGGAAACCCAUCACUGGGCAUGUGGCACUGUCUUCAUAUGUACGGUGGAAAAGAUGAUGACAAAAACAGAAAAAGUCACAGAUUGACCUUGUAAAUGUAUAUCAGUAUGGAAAAUGAUGUCUAAAUGCAAACAUCUCGUUUGUAACAGAGGAAAAGAAGUAAAUUUGACUCUCAAUCUUCACAAGAGAUACACAUAAUACUGUUUUUAUACAUUUCAGUUUGCAGGAAUGCAAUCUUUUAGGAGUGUUUCAUUGUUUUCAAACAGGCAUACACACCUUUUUAAAGGGACUGAUUCACGAUUUUCCUCAAAAUUUUCUUUUUCACUUUUAAUGAUCAAAAUGUAUUGUCUAAUGUGUUUAAAAGAUUUCACAUAAAAAUUAAGGUUAUACAUUUAUCACAAAAGCUCAAUUUAGAGAGUUUAUUAUUUGUUUUUGUAAACAAAGAUUGUGGUAUACUAUUGUUUACGAAAUUUUCGAAAGAAAUGGAUUUCUAUCUAAAUUUAUUAUAUCUUUCACAUUUCAAGCAAUUUUGGGGUAAAACGUGUUAUCUAAAAGUCAAAAUUUGUGAUUGUGCAAAAUUCAGAUGCUUUAUAUUACAAAAUCAAUAUUUCACUUGUUUGUUUGUAAAAAUAAAAUGACUCGAGUCUUUGUUUACAUAACACAGAUUUAAGGCUAAAAUAUUGCUUUUAUCGUUCUAUUCAGAAGGUCAAAAUUUUGGCUGUCAACAUUAAAUGAGUUAUAUUUUCAAUGUUUAACAUAAAAAAUGAAAAAUAUUUUUAUCAAAAAUCGUGAACCAGUCCCUUUAAGUAUUGUGGUCCCAUAUAAUAGUGUUGUGCCAUGUCUCCAAUUUUUGAAUACAAAUGUAUUUGAUGUUGUAUUGUUCUUAAAAGUUUAUUUAUUUAGCAACCAAUGCCUGCAAUUCACAACACAUUUUUAUUUGUAAUGUAUACACAUAACAUAUAUAGGACAUGUACUCCCGUUUACCAAACGUCAAGAAUAAGAAUAGUUCUAGUUUUAUGACGAGUAAUAGUUCUCAUAAAUUUAUGCAGAAAAUAUUUACGAAAAAUUCUGUAGCACCUCAUUGUAUAUAAGUUCUGUGAAUUCUGAAUUUGUCUUUAUAAAAAUUCUUUAUCAGGCUAUAUUUGAGUAGUUGUUUGCCCUUACCUGAGAGACUGAAAUGAAACUCCCAGAUUCAAAGUGUAUUUACAUGUUUUGAUCCAGAGAUUUCUUGGUAGAUUUUAUUCUGAAUUUUGUGGGUAUCUAUGUAUCUCUGCUGCGUAGUUCCCUCCCUUUAGUUAAACAGCUUGUCUUUGUUAUUUAGAUCUUCCAGAAAUAAGUAAAGUUACCUAUUUACCAAACCAAACAAAAUGACAGCAGAGGGCAAAGAUCUUCAUAUUAAUAAAAACAUAUGCUAGUAACUGUACAUGGUGUGGUGGAGAAAUCUUUUUUCCCUAUCUUUUCUUUCACAUACUAAUAAAAUAGUUUGCAUUUUGUGUAUAUAGUUAUUCAUUGUUGAUUUCACAUGCUCUUAAACAACUCCAUAUUAAAACUUGAAAUUAUUGGUGAUA